CAGUAGCCGUCAUUAUUCCAAUCAAACAUUCUCUAAAUAGUCCCUGUUGCACUUGAGACCGUAAAAAAAUGCUUUGUUCAGUUAAUGUUAAAGUCCCCCCCGUCCCUCCUCUUCACUCUCUUAAAAACUCUUUAGGUUUUUCCAGCUGAGCGAUUCAGGCUGAGGCGGGCGCAACCGCACUAGAGGGGGAAGUCAAGUCGUGCUGGACUGGCGCGAUAUCCUCGCACGGUUUACAACUAAAGGAAGAUCUGACCCGCAUUUAAUCAUGCUUUAAAAUGACGGAAUAUGCUGAUUUUAAAAGUUGACCUGGGAUUUCUAGUUGUCGGCUGUUUGCGAGGCAUGGCUUUCCUUUUAACUUGCUUAUUUCUGUCUUGUUACAGUGCGAACAGUGUUUGGGGGAAUCAGCACAGUGAGACCAGUAUCUAUUUGGACAACAUCACGCGUAUAUUGGAUAGAUUACUGGAUGGCUAUGACAACAGGCUGCGACCUGGAUUUGGAGGUCCAGUUACAGAGGUCAAAACAGACAUCUUCGUCACCAGCUUUGGACCUGUUUCAGAUGUCGAGAUGGAAUACACCAUGGACGUGUUCUUUCGUCAGACAUGGAUUGACGAAAGGCUAAAAUUCGAGGGCCCCAUUGAGAUCCUGCGGCUCAACAACCUGAUGGUCAGCAAGAUCUGGACACCAGACACCUUUUUCCGGAAUGGCAAGAGGUCGAUCUCUCACAACAUGACCACCCCCAACAAGCUGUUCCGCAUCAUGCAGAACGGAACUAUCCUCUACACCAUGAGAUUAACUAUAAAUGCAGAAUGCCCCAUGCGUCUGAUGAACUUCCCGAUGGACGGCCACGCCUGCCCACUCAAGUUUGGGAGUUAUGCCUACCCCAUCAGUGAGAUUGUGUACACGUGGAAGAAAGGUCCUUUAUCUUCUGUGGAAGUGCCGCAGGAAUCAUCCAGUUUGUUGCAGUACGACCUCAUUGGUCAGACAGUAUCAAGCGAGAUGCUUAAAUCCAAUACAGGAGAAUACGUCAUCAUGACCGUCCACUUCCACCUCCAAAGGAAAAUGGGCUUCUUUUUAAUUCAGACUUAUAUUCCUUGUAUUAUGACGGUCAUCCUGGCCCAAGUCUCUUUUUGGAUUAAUAAGGAAUCGGUUCCAGCUCGGACUGUGUUUGGUAUCACUACCGUCUUGACCAUGACAACGCUAAGCAUCAGCGCCCGCCAUUCCCUCCCCAAAGUCUCCUACGCCACAGCCAUGGAUUGGUUCAUCGCUGUUUGCUUUGCCUUCGUCUUCUCCGCCCUGAUUGAGUUUGCGGCUGUCAACUACUUCUCCACCCUGCAGGCCAACCGGGAGCUUCGGAAGGCGGCAGCCAUGAAGGCGGCGGCUCAGGAGGCGGCGGCUGCAGCGGCAGCGGCAGCGGCAGCUCCAGCUGCAGCCACGGGGAACGACUCAGAGGUUUCCUCGGUGGAUGCCAGCAGCGUUCUGAAGAAGAGGAUGAACUCUGCCCCGCUGUUUGACCGCCCUGCCAAAACAUUUCCCAACCCGCCUGUCAAUGCCCAAGCGUUCCUGCAGCAAGGCUCAGCCGUACCGGCCAACAACGUUCUGACUGGCACCAGCAUCAUCGACAAAUACUCCCGCAUCCUCUUUCCCCUUUCGUUUGGCGCCUUCAACCUGGUCUACUGGAUCGUCUAUCUCACCAAGGACACCAUGGAGAUGUCCAGGGAUACCGUCUAAGCCCAGAGUUUGUCUUCCUGGAACUGACAAACACACUUUCAAACACAUUUGCAAACACACACACACACACACACACACACACACACACACACACACACACACACACACACACACACACACACACACACACACACACACACACACACACACGAAAUACAUGACAGACACUUGCCAAGCAUUCUUUUAUGCCGCAUCAGUGCAUUGUAUUGCUUUUUGAGCAGUCCCAUGGAAAGUGUGCAUUUGAGAGCAGAUGUACCAGCAGCUCCUAUUGCCAACUUGACCAGGGAGCUCAAAGCCAUGUGGGCCCCAGGCUUUGGAACUAUUUCAGACAGGUACUACAUCUCUCUGCCACUCUUAUUUAUUUAACUUCCCCAAUGUCUAAAAAAAAAGUUACAUGCUAGUACACUUUUUUUGAAGUGUCUGUUCUGUAUCCCCUGCCUAAAUGGAUGGGGCAUGUCCUAACGCUAGCUAGGCUGCAGAGCCAGAGGUAGAGCCACUGUACUGAGCUACUUUGCAUUUGUUUUCUGUGUGCGUGCAACAUGCAUGGAUUUCCAGACAUUAGAGUGAUUUUGCAUGUGUGUUAGGAAUGACACAUUCCCUUCCCCGAUAAUUAGAACACACUUGAGGGAAUGAGUGUACUCAUUUGUCCUGACUGAAUCCAUUGUGACUGACUGAGUUGCAGGAACUCUUCGCUGCCAGCUCGCUCGCCCCCCCCCCCCUCUAUUUUAUUGGUUCAUUGACUUAAUUUCCCUCUGCUGAUGGAGUACACAGGAUGUGAAGCAAAAUCUUCAAAGGAUUUAUAUGGUGUGUUCCACAGAUACAUUGGCCCAGUUGAAUAUUCACUGUCACAUGCACAUGCAGAUGGAGAAACAUGCACAUACAAACACUAAAAGUACAUAUCACUCACUUGCACUUUAUGUUUUGCAUUUUCACAAUGGUCCGAUUAUAUGUCCUAGAUUUCCUAUCGACAAAAAUAAACUUUGAUACAUCAGUGCAUGAAUUUAGCAUAAACUAACUUGUUACAGCUCAAAGCUGUGAUCCAUCUGGUAACAGUUUUUAAAAGAAUAAUUACACAACCACACAGUACCUGCCUACAGGCGCAAGAGAAAAGGAUUCUGCAAAAACAAAUGUUCAUGUUUAAGUUUGCCAGACAAGUAAAGGAAGUCGGCAGAAUAAGAUUGAAUGGUGAAAUCUAUGACAUGAGUUUGAACACAGUGGAUGGAACGUUCUCAUGUCAGAUGUUCAUUAAAAAAAUUAAAAUAAUAAAAAAAAAAAAUCACACAUUUAACUGCAAAUUCACAUUACUUGCUAUAUAUAUGAAGUUUUUAUGAAGCAUCAGUCUCCCUUUCCCCAGAGAAGAUUCAGGCCUUUGUGUGUUCGCACUGUUAGCAUUUAUUUUUUAAUGUUUCUGUUUAGUUUAGACAUUUUAAUUGAACUUAAAGGAUUCCCACACUGGUUGCCAAUUAUUUCUUGAGAUGACAGCCAUCGCUGCCAGUUUUCAUUACGCAAAAAAGCAGCAAAAAAUAGAAAAUUAAACCUAUCAUCAUCAAUUAUACAAAAUGCCAAAACAUAUUCAUUAAUAAUCCCCUUGUGUGGAUUUGCAUAUGAUUAUGCAAUGUUUCCAAUUAAGCAGCGAGUGUAACAUGUUAAAGCCAUGUGGUGUCUAAAUAUAAGCUGGUGCGUUUACUUCCUCAUGACAUCCAUCAUCUACGAGGAUGUUCCCAUUAAAGGCGUCUCUUAAUAACACGGGCGCCUUUUGAAAUGAAAAACCUGAACACCAAACCAAAAGAUUACAGUAGUCUUGAAAACUGUACUUCCAAUGGCUGUUUAAUAUGCAUGUUAAAAAACAAAUCCAUACAACUGGAGGAAAAACACACUGACGAUUCUAUUUAUAGAAGUUCUUUAACAUGAGGUAAUAUGAUUUCCUUGCUCUUUGAUAUUCCCUUUGGAAAGGAAGUCUUUUAUUUUCUGUAAGUAUUUGUAUUUUAUACGCGUACUUUCUUGGUUUUGUGAACAGACCAGCAUGACCGGGCUCAGUUCAACAACACUGAUAGCCUAAAGUAGAUCAACAAUGCAAGAGUAAAGAAAAAAAGAAAAUAUGCAACACAACAAAAAAUGCAAUAUAGACUCUGGUUGGGUUCCAUUUCUUAAAACAAUACCAUAUUCUGACAUUGCAAAGCUUUCAUGAACUAGUUUCUAACCAGCAACUCGAGGAAUAUCAAUAUUGGAUGAUUCUUCACAUCCUCGGAUUAUGUCCAGUGCCAAGGAUUAUACAUUGUUGCUUUCUAUAAUAUCUCUGCAUGGCAGUUGUGGUAUGACCACAGUAAGGUUAGGAUUAGAUGACUAAAACGCUUUGUUAGGGUUAGGAAAAGACCAUGGAUACACUUAAUAAAAUGCUUCAGUAGCAGGUCUGUGAAGGCGUGGAAGGUCUACAUGAAGAUCUGAUCUGUUAGACUUGGACUCUUGUGUGCCUCAGAUCUUUGUUCAGUUGAUACGGAAAUGAUGUGUAACUAUGACCGAAUGUUGUAAAUUAUGGAGCACGAAAGGAUUUGUUUACUUUAGGGCCUGCUGUUGCAUGUUCUUUUUUCUUUCACGUGUACACGAGAGGACUAAACGAACAGUGGUGUCGGCCUGUAUGAACUGUCUUUGUACCUUCCUUCUUCCUCUACUUCAUCCAUCAUCCUCCUUCCCCUCUGUCUUUGAGGCGGAAGAGAUGGGGGCAUUUCAACCCUUAUUGCCCUGCAUGUCAGGGCCGUUUUAUGGGAAAACCUGACUGCCGUUGAACUUGGACUGCUGCUGAACUGCCGGCUCAAACCCCAGCGGAGCCUCGGAGCAUCGGCGACCUUCCACCUCCAGCAGUGACUGAGCGUUUUCCUGCAGGAUAAGUUGAAUCGUCCAACGGAAAUAAAGCAGGGUGUGUAUGUUUGCGUGCGUGAACGAGUGUAGUGUUUUUUUUUUUAAUAUGACUGAGCUUGUUUGCUUUCAUCGGUGACCUAAUUGAUCGGCCCUCUGACCCCAGCCUAGCUGCUCAGCUCCACACACCACCGCGAGAAACCACUCUUGCAUGACCUCCGACCCUCUAUGUGCUUGUUAGGGUUGUUGAAUGUAGAAGGUUGUGAACUCCAUAGAAUAUAGAAUUCUAUUGCUAUGGUGACUGCGGCCACAAAAUGCCCUUUAGUCAUUUUGUUUCAUUCCACAGGCAUGGGCUUUGUUGAUUCUUUCAUUUAGCAAACGUCAACCCCCUCUUCUUUUCAUUUCUACACUGUCAUUUGCCUAAAAAUCAUGGCCACAAUUUAGAAGACAAUGAAUGCUCUACAUUGUUAUUUUACGUGUAUAUUUUGUGAAUAUUAUUAAGUAUUUAUGUAGGUUGCUACUUGUGUUCCCUGCGUGAUGAUGGGCUACACUGCAUUAAUCAUUUGUACUGGUUUGAAUGACAGACAACAGCUUUUAUAUUUUAACAGCUUACUUCCUCCACAUUUGUUCCUUAUACACGUUGCUCACCAUUCUUUUUUUUUCUUUUUUUGGUCAUGAAGAGGGCUUGUUUUUAUUGCAACAGAAUGAACAUUUGCAUAUUCAGGUCUUUUGUCCCCUGUUAAUAAAUGAACCCUUACUCACUUUCCCCACAGGAUUGUAUAUUACUAUGUUCAAUAAAGCCAGAUUAUGUA
Molecule: messenger RNA, 5393 nt
Organism: Amphiprion ocellaris (clown anemonefish)
Lineage: Eukaryota; Metazoa; Chordata; Actinopteri; Pomacentridae
Gene: gabra6b
Product: gamma-aminobutyric acid type A receptor subunit alpha6b
Exons: 10
Coding region: 286-1728 (480 amino acids)
Biological process (GO): regulation of postsynaptic membrane potential; monoatomic ion transmembrane transport; gamma-aminobutyric acid signaling pathway
Cellular component (GO): postsynapse; GABA-A receptor complex; dendrite membrane
Molecular function (GO): GABA-A receptor activity; transmitter-gated monoatomic ion channel activity involved in regulation of postsynaptic membrane potential; benzodiazepine receptor activity
Source: RefSeq, a predicted model, not a curated record